Molecule: messenger RNA, 2631 nt
Organism: Diaporthe amygdali
Lineage: Eukaryota; Fungi; Ascomycota; Sordariomycetes; Diaporthales; Diaporthaceae
Product: ATP-dependent metallopeptidase HflB
Exons: 2
Coding region: 1-2631 (876 amino acids)
Biological process (GO): mitochondrial protein processing; protein-containing complex assembly
Cellular component (GO): membrane; m-AAA complex
Molecular function (GO): zinc ion binding; metalloendopeptidase activity; ATP hydrolysis activity
Source: RefSeq, a predicted model, not a curated record
AUGUCUACGUUAUUACGGCCGGCAUCGCGCCAGGUCGGCCGGCUUGCACUCUCGUCCCUACGCACAACUUCCACAAUCAGCGUGCGGCGCGCAAGAUUACCAAGGAUAUCACCAGCAUCGUCAUCCGCAGCCUACCUGUUACCUCGCCCUCGUCUAUACUCGACCGGCCCGCCACCGCCCGAGAAGCCCAAGGAUGAGGCUCAGGAUGUGAACAAGAAUGCGAAGGAUACGACCCCAGAGGAGCCAAAGGAGCCUCCAAAACUUCCUGACGGCUGGGUAUGGCUGGGCGAGGAAGAAUUGGAGAUGCUGAAGAAGAUGGGCGAUAUGGUGCCCGCAAAACACAGGCAGACAUUCGCGGACGUGGAAAAUGAGGUCAAGUCGAACGGAGCGCCUCUGGAGCUCAAGGACCUGUUAAACAAGGGACGUACAACCGGCCUAAGCAUCGCAGACUCCAUGAAGGUCAUCAAGAUAGCCCACAAGCUGGCGGAAAGGAUGGCCAGGAAAGAUUCCGGCUUCGACUCCCAAGAUUCUCAGUUCUUCAAUCAGAACGAAGGGCAGCGCAACGAGAAACAAGGCGAGAAUGAGCAGCGCAAUGAGGGCCAGAAACAGAACCCGAACAAGGGCAAGGGACAAUUCAAAGCCUUUGACGGUGGCGACAUGUUGGCCUGGAUAGUGACAGCCGCACUUUUCUACCCUGUCUGGAGCAUGAUAUUCCCCACCGAGUCGCGAGAUAUCAGCUGGCAGGAGCUUCGCAGGAAUUAUCUGGACAAGGGGCUCGUAGAGAAGCUCGUGGUCUACAACGGCAGCAGGGUGAGGGUGGAUCUCAACCAGGAGGCGACCAGGUCCAUGUACCCCGACAGUGUCGCAGCAAACCCCGGCUUCCACUUCUACGUGUCCAUCGGGUCUGUUGAGACUUUCGAGAGGCACCUCGACGAGGCCCAGAAGGAACUCGGCAUCCCCGGCACCGAGAGAAUUCCGGUCACCUACGCCGCAGAGGGCCAGCUCGGCAAUCUGCUCCUGGCCUUUGGCCCCACCCUGCUCCUCGUUGGCCUGAUCUACUACACCAUGAAGAGAGGUCCUGGCGGCGGUGGCGGAGCUGGAGGCGGCAUGUUUGGCUUCGGCAAGAGCAAGGCUAAGAUGUACAACCACGAGAGCGCCGUCAAGGUUAAGUUCGCCGAUAUCGCUGGCAUGGACGAAGCCAAGGUCGAAAUUAUGGAAUUCGUGUCUUUCCUGAAGAAGCCAGAGCGGUUCCAGAGGCUGGGCGCGAAGAUUCCCCGUGGCGCGAUCUUGUCUGGCCCCCCUGGAACUGGUAAGACGUUGCUCGCAAAGGCCACUGCUGGUGAAUCAGGGGUGCCAUUCUUCAGCGUCAGUGGGUCUGAGUUCGUCGAAAUGUUCGUCGGUGUCGGUGCCUCAAGAGUGCGGGACUUGUUUGCGCAAGCACGUAAGAACGCUCCUUGCAUUGUUUUCAUUGAUGAGAUUGAUGCCAUUGGUCGUUCUCGAGGUGAUGGAAACCGUAACUUUGGCGGCAACGAGGAGCGCGAGGCAACUCUCAACCAGAUUCUCACCGAAAUGGAUGGUUUCAACACCCAGGAGCAGGUUGUAGUUCUUGCGGGAACGAACAGACCGGACGUCCUUGACAGAGCCCUGAUGCGACCUGGACGUUUUGACAGACAGAUCUACAUCGACAGACCGACCAUGAAGGGCCGUGCAGAUAUCUUCAAGGUGCAUCUUGCCAACGUCGUCACCAAGGAAGAAAUGGAGCAUCUCUCUGGAAGGCUCGCUGCUCUGACACCAGGCUUCUCUGGCGCCGACAUCGCCAACGCCGUCAACGAAGCUGCGCUCGUCGCCGCAAGAGCGAAUGCUGAGAGCAUUGAGAUGAUCCAUUUCGAGCAGGCCAUCGAACGCACCAUCGGAGGUCUGGAGCGAAAGUCCCUCGUUCUCAACCCUGAGGAGAAGAAGACCGUGGCAUAUCACGAAGCAGGACAUGCCAUCUGCGGCUGGUUCUUCGAAUAUGCCGAUCCCCUGCUCAAGGUGUCCAUCAUUCCCCGCGGCCAAGGCGCCUUGGGCUACGCACAGUACCUCCCGACUGGUGACGCCUACCUAAUGAACACAAAGCAAUUAAUGGACCGAAUGGCCAUGACGCUAGGCGGUCGUAUCUCUGAGGAGAUCCACUUCCCAACUGUGACGACCGGGGCGAGCGAUGACUUCAAGAAGGUAACGUCGAUGGCCACCAACAUGGUAACACAAUGGGGCAUGUCCGAGAAGCUGGGCCCCAUCUCCUUCAACCAGGACCAAAACCAGUUCAACAAGCCGUUCGCGGAGAGCACGGCCCAGCAAAUAGACGCCGAGGUCAAGUGCAUAGUGGACUCGGCGUACAAGCAGUGCAAGGACCUGCUGGUCGAGAAGAAGAAGGAGGUCGGCAUCGUCGCGGAGGAGUUGCUGAAGCGGGAGAUGCUCACUCGGGACGACAUGGUGAGGCUGCUGGGCCCAAGGCCUUUCAAGGACAAGGAGGAAUUCACCAAGUAUUUUGACGGGUCCAAGAGCGCGCCACCGCCGCCUCCUAGCGAGGGCGGGAUGGAGACCUUGGACGAUCCCCCAGCUCCGUCCCCUGCUUUCCGGCGGGAGCAAUGA